Molecule: messenger RNA, 2158 nt
Organism: Dothidotthia symphoricarpi CBS 119687
Lineage: Eukaryota; Fungi; Ascomycota; Dothideomycetes; Pleosporales; Dothidotthiaceae
Product: glycosyltransferase family 2 protein
Exons: 1
Coding region: 224-1858 (544 amino acids)
Source: RefSeq, a predicted model, not a curated record
CUCCCGUUCACCACAUUGUUGUCACAUCUCGAAGCACGUUGCCAGUUCUUCGCACGUUGUGCAUUGACAGACAUAACUGUUCACAGAUAUAGAACACAGUCACAUUCACUCCUCAUUGUAGCGCAGUAAUGGAGGCCUCAGUGGGUUUAUCAAUGACCACUCGUAGUAUUCCUCCAGCAAACCAACCAAUCCCAUAAUCAACUGCAAUACAACCACAAUCAACAUGGCCACAUCAGUAAUACUGUUCAUGGUCAACUCAAUGCUCUUCUACGCUGGGUUUAUCUCCAAGACGUUUGCGACGACCACUGUGGAUGGGCCCAUCAUCCUGGGUACCAUAGUACUAUGCCUCAUGAUCCUCUGGACUAGCUUCCUCAUCUUCGAUGUUCGGCGUCGACCAAAUCCGCCAUCCACCCUACGAUCUCUCGGACUCCUUUGCCACAACAUCCCGGCAGCUUUCUUCUUGGGCACGGCUAUCGUUACUCAGCACGUCAAUGAUAAAGCUAUGUUCGUGUUCGGAGCUCUCAUGAUCUUUCGCUACUGGCGGACGCUGGUCAAUGUCUGGUAUUGGUUCCAGUACAAACCAGCGGUCGCCCCCACUGAUUUCAAGAUCACUUCAGCGGAUUGUACCGUCAUUGUGCCGACUGUGGGUCCUGUGGGAAACACAGUGUAUGAUCAGAUGGUGACCUCAAUUCUGAUGAACCACCCAGCUCGCCUCAUCUUUUCGACCAAUACCGACUCCGCCGCCGAGCAGGUCAAUGCCGCCCUCCCCCUCAUGUUGGCUGACAUCGCAGCAGGUCACACUGUUUACCAGAAGCAGCAUGGUAUCGGGCCUAUAGCUGUGACAACCGAUAUCAAAGUACUAAAUGCUCGCGUUUCAAAUAAGCGUCAACAAGUGGUCCACGGCUUCAAGGGCGUCGAGACAGAUAUUCUGAUCAUGGUCGAUGACACCGCUAUAUGGCAUCCUCGUUUCCUUGAAGCUACGCUUCCAGCCUUUGCUUCCGAGAAGGUAGGGUUUGUCGGUACUCGGAAGUGGGUAAAGCGCCUACCUCAUCCUUAUGACCCCAAAGCGAACUUUUUCGUAAGCUUAUGGAAGCAGUAUCAAGCCGGAUUCUGGAAUACCAUCGGUGGUCUCUAUCUUGUUCGCCACAACUUCGAAAUCCGCGCGACCAACGCUGCAGAUGGAGGAGUCUUCUGUGUUUCUGGCCGAUCAAGUCUUAUUCGGACCAGCAUCGUGAACAAUGAUCGCUUUACAGACGCUUUUCUUCACGAGUAUAUUCUCCACUUUGGCGACCACUUUCCUGGAUGGGGCCCUGUCACCGCCGACGAUGACAACUUCUUAACACGUUGGGUCAUCAACAACGGCUGGAACGUAAAGAUCCAGUGCUCGGAGGAAGCGACAAUGACUACGGUUCUAGGCCAGCUUCCUCUGAAAUUCCCUGAUCAGUGCAAGCGCUGGAGUCGCACCACCUUCCGCCAAAACCCGAUCGCUCUCUUUGUUGAUCGGACUGUUUGGUGGAAGUGGCCUCUAACGGUUUGGACGACAUACUUCCCGUGGAUGUAUAACGCGGCGCUCGUUUGGGACAGCCUCUCAGUAUACGCCUUUACUCAGACCAACCUGUACGCCGAGUCCUCUCGUCGUGUCUUUAUGCUUGGAGGCUUAGUCGCGUUCAUCUGGAUGACGAAGCUGGUGAAGACGAUCCCGUGGUUCUGGGCGUACCCUGUGGAUUUCUUCCUCUACUUUCUGCUCCCCGCGUACCCCCUCUUCACCUACUACCAUUCCUUACUCAAGAUCUGGACAGUAUUCACGUUCUGGGACUUGGCUUGGUCUGGCCGUAAGUUGCCCGCGCGAAAUCAGUAAUCGACUGAUGGGUUUGGCGUGAUGGUGUAGUUCAGGGACAUGCAUGUCCUCUUCCUUUCUUUCCUUUUGUAUUAUCUCUCCGUCUUUUUUCAUAUUCACGGUAAUAGAUCGCUGGCGUGUGACGGUUCUGACCUUGUCACAUAUAACCAUGUAGGUAGCACGUAUUCGUGGUACGAAUGAAAUAGUACAUUACAAACCUCAUACUAUCUAUUUUGACCAUACUGACAGAGAGUCCAACAGGUGAAAUCACAGAGGCAGUCUAUCAAUCGUGGAGAUGGUAACAGAUGAGAUGAAUUAGUG